AUGGAGGCCAGUCAGGAAACCUCCCUCUUCCUGGUGAAGAUCCUGGAGGAGCUGGACAGCAAGCAAAGCUCCGUGUCCUACCAGGACCUGUGCAAGUCCCUGUGCGCCCGCUUCGACCUGCCGCAGCUGGCCAGACUGAGGAGCCUGCUCUUCUACACGGCCUGCCUCGACCCCAGUUUUCCAGCCACUUUAUUCAAAGACAAGAUGAAAUGCACCGUGAACAACCAGCAGUCAAAGAAAAUCAUGGUGGCCGCGGACAUCGUGACGAUUUUCAACCUCAUCCAGAUGAACGGGGGUGCCGCCAAGGAGAAGCUGCCUACGGGCCGGCAGAAGGCGCGCAAGAAGGAGGCGUCCUUCGAGUCCUGCGGGCCGGACGCGGAGAUCUGCCACGCGGCCGAGUGCGAGCCCCUGAACUGCGAGCUGGACGGCGGGCCUUUCAGCCAGGGCUACCCCGCCAGGCAGCCGUCCAAGUGCCGGAAGGUGGACUGCAAGGACUGUCCGCAGUUUGUGCCUGCCUCCGAGCCCAACUUCUUGCUGGGCGUCAGCAAAGAGGCCAAAGCCCGCGCCGCCUCGCUGGACAGGCUGCAGGCCCUGGCCCCGUACUCGGUUGCCAGCCCUCAGCCCUGCGAGAUGCAGAGGACCUACUUCCCUAUGAACAUCGAGAAUGAGCCCAUCUCGGACCAGGACUCGCUGCCCAUCACCCAGAGCAUCAAGGAGGCCUUCCUCGCCCACGACGAGCCCUUCGUGGUCCCGUCCUGCGUCCAGAAAAGGAACAUCUUCAAAGAGGAUUUUCACAACCUGAUGACCGUGUCUCCCGGUUUGGUUGGCCCCGCUAACAAGGCAGAGGGGGAGCACGGGGAGCCCCCGAGCCGGAAGGAGCCCCACAAGACACCCUUCUUGAACCACAGCUUUGAAAUGCCCUACAACAGCCAGUACCUGAACCCUGUGUAUUCUCCCGUCCCCGACAAAAGGCGGGCGAAGCACGAAAGCUUAGAUGACCUUCAGGCCUCCACAUAUUUUGGACCCACCCCCGUGAUGGGGACCCCGGAAGCUAGGCGCUGCGUGGGAAGGCCCAGCAAGCAGACCCCCUGGCCAGCCAAAAGCUGGAGCCUGAACACGGAAGAGGUCCCUGACUUUGAACGGUCCUUUUUCCAUCGAAACCCUUCCGAGGAGAAGCUGCGCUAUCCAAAUGCCGGCGGCCAGUCGCCCAGCUUCCCGGCCCCAGACCAGCGGCCGGCUUACCUCACGCCAAAGGAGCAACAGCCGAUGCUCCCCAUCGGCUACGCAGCGAAACCCAGCGGGCUGAAAUCUAAGGAGAUCCCGUCCGCCCUUGACUUGGAGAAGCAUGAACCAGCGAAAAAGUUCAAGGACAAGAGUAUCAGCUGCACCAGUGGGCAGCUCAGCUCGGACACCAGCAGCGUGGGCACCCAGACCGAUCAGCACCUGCCAGAGCCCAAGAAAUGCAAAGACCUGGGUGCCUCGGGGCACUGCAGGUACGGGGACAGGCAUGCCAGGACGCAGUCGGACAACGACUCCGAGAUCGUCAGUGACGACAUCAGUGACAUUUUCCGAUUCCUCGAUGACAUGAGCAUCAGUGGCUCGACGGGAGUGAUACAGUCAUCCUGCUACAACAGCACCGGGUCCUUGUCUCAGCUUCACAAGUCGGACUGUGACAGUUCGCCAGAGCACAGCAUCCCCAAAGGGGCCAACGGGCUUCCCGGCAGCAAAGGAGAAAAGGGCAACCGGCCCGACAAUAGCCACCACUCGGAAGAGGAGCUGAAGACCAGCGUGUGCAAACUGGUGCUCCGGAUCGGCGAAAUUGAACGGAAGCUGGAAUCGCUGUCAGGUGUCCGCGAGGAAAUCUCCCACGUCUUGGGCAAGCUGAAUAAGUUGGAUCAGAAAAUGCAGCAGCCGGAGAAGGUGAGCGUGCAGAUCGACCUAAACUCCCUGACCAGCGAGGGUCCCUCCGACGAGAGCGCCUCUCCCCGGAUGUUCCGUGCGCACAGCGGCUCCCACGGGCCCAAACUGGAGAACGGCGCCGACUGGUGCUGCUCCGACGCCAGCGGAAGCAACAGCGAGAGCCUGCGAGUCAAGGCCCUGAAGAAAAGCCUCUUCACCAGGCCGUCCUCCAGGUCGCUGACGGAGGAGAACAGUGCCACCGAGUCCAAAAUCGCCAGCAUCUCCAACUCGCCCAGGGACUGGCGCACCAUCACCUAUGCCAGCCGCGGGGGCCUCGGCGAGGAGGAGGUCAAGGACAGAGGCCCUGGAGAGGGCAAGGACUGGCAUCGAAAAUCGAAGGAGGGGGUGGUCCUGGGCCCCAUCUCCUCCUACAUACGAGGCAGGCUGGUAAGAGCAGUGGUGGGCGAGGACCCGGCCGACAGGCAGCACGACGCAGCCCCCCAACACCGCCUGGCCAAGCAGCCCAAGGAUGGCUUCCUGGUGGAGCAGGUGUUCAGCCCGCACCCCUACCCGGCCUCCCUCAAGGCCCACCUGAAGAGCAACCCCCUGUACACGGACAUGCGGCUGACGGAGCUGGCGGAGGUGAAGCGGGGCCAGCCUUCCUGGACCCUGGAGGAGUUCCCCCGGAACGCGGGCGACAAGGGCAAGCUUGCAGCUCUGGAUCUGCAGACACAAGAAUCUUUAAAUCCAAACAACUUAGAGUACUGGAUGGAGGAUAUUUACACGCCAGGCUACGACUCGUUACUCAAACGCAAAGAAGCUGAGUUCCGGAGAGCCAGGGUCUGCAAGAUCGCGGCGCUGAUUGCCGCUGCCGCCUGUACGGUCAUCCUGGUCAUCGUCGUGCCCAUCUGCACCAUGAAAUCGUGA
This is a messenger RNA of Artibeus jamaicensis (Jamaican fruit-eating bat), 2826 nucleotides long. RefSeq names its product membrane integral NOTCH2 associated receptor 1 (gene MINAR1). Gene Ontology annotation, cellular component: plasma membrane. Lineage: Eukaryota; Metazoa; Chordata; Mammalia; Chiroptera; Phyllostomidae. The coding region runs from base 1 to 2826 and encodes 941 amino acids. Gene Ontology annotation, biological process: negative regulation of cell population proliferation; negative regulation of TOR signaling. The record is from RefSeq and is a predicted model, not a curated record. The transcript has 4 exons.